CUGGAAUUGUGGUGAUGAAGAUGAAGAGCCCUCUUGAUAUUACCAUAUUUUAAGGCUUUUUCAGGUGUUGAAAAGGUUGAAUCUUUUCUCCAAAACCUUUGUCAGAGGAUCCGUUGCGAAUCUGUUUCGCCUCAGCCACUCGCCUCUUCGUCACGUCUCACUAAUCCCCCGGCCUCCCGUCAUCAUCAAUUCAACAACAACUUCAUCCAUCACAACCACCAUCCAAACUUCCUCUACAUCUCAAGCCACAAAUACACUUCAUACGACCUGUUCAUCUCAAUACACAAAACCUAUCAACGACUCCUCAACCCCCUGAAUCAAGAUGUCGAGCCAGCCAUACGACCCAUAUCAACCGAGUGGCAAUGGGGCCGGGUCAGCGAAAGGACCAAGGGCCCAUGUGGACACGGAGCAGCUUCAACAAGAGAUCGAUGGGGCAACCGCAAAGAUGCAGCACAAUGUGGACAAGUUGGCGCAACGUGGGGAGAACCUGAACUCACUUCAAGAUAAGACGGACAAUCUGGCGGUCUCGGCCCAAGGGUUCAACCAAGGAGCAAACCGAGUCAGGCAAAAGAUGUGGAGGUCUAAUAUGAAGUGGAAGAUCGCUCUGAUUGUUGGAAUCAUCGUCCUGCUCUGCAUUAUUAUUAUUCCGAUCGCCACACAUUUCAAAUAGUUGGUAUUCCGGGGACAGCCUAUUUACGAGCAGCGCAUUGAACAUAUCAAUCGCCCACGAUCGUCAUACGUAUGCCCGCAAAGGUGGACGUGAAACUCGCUGGCUCGAGAGGCAGUAUUGAUGGGUGGGGUGGCUAGUGACAAGGGAGUUCCACUGUCGAUUCGUUAUUUUUUGUUCUCGUGUUGAUUUUCGGCAAUGCGAUCUGGGCGUCUUACCCACCCGAGGGAUAUGGUCACGAAGAGACGACCCAGCGUUAUGUAUCUAUCAUUGCGGCAGGAGGAUUGCCCACCUAAUUGAGUUGCGUGUAUUAUCUCGGUCACUUCUGCUUUCAAGUUCGUGCCCAAAUCGAGGUUUGACAAACCA
This is a messenger RNA of Pseudogymnoascus verrucosus, 1033 nucleotides long. RefSeq lists its product as uncharacterized. Lineage: Eukaryota; Fungi; Ascomycota; Leotiomycetes; Thelebolales; Thelebolaceae. The record is from RefSeq and is a predicted model, not a curated record. The transcript has 3 exons. Gene Ontology annotation, biological process: vesicle-mediated transport; vesicle fusion. Gene Ontology annotation, molecular function: syntaxin binding; SNAP receptor activity. Gene Ontology annotation, cellular component: plasma membrane; SNARE complex. Bases 323 to 670 code for a protein of 115 amino acids.